AACAGUCCGAGCAGCUUUCAGAAUGACAGUCUGCAGAAGUGAGCUGAGCGUGUGCGCGGUACGGGGCUCUCCUGCCUUCUGGGCUCCAACGCAGCACUGUGGCUGAACUGGGUGCUCAUCACGGGAACUGCUGGGCUAUGGAAUACAGAUGUGGCAGCUCAGGUAGCCCCACAUUGCUUGGAAGAAUACAUCAUGUUUUUCGAUAAGAAGAAAUUGUAGGAUCCAGUUUUUUUUUAACCGCCCCCUCCCCGCCCCCCAAAAAACUGUAAAGAUGCAAAAACGUAAUAUCCAUGAAGAUCCUAUUACCUAGGAAGAUUUUGAUGUUUUGCUGCGAAUGCGGUGUUGGGAUUUAUUUGUUCUUGGAGUGUUCUGCGUGGCUGGCAAAGAAUAAUGUUCCAAAAUCGGUCCAUCUCCCAAGGGGUCCAAUUUUUCUUCCUGGGUGUCAGCGAGCCCUGACUCACUACAGUGCAGCUGACAGGGGCUGUCAUGCAACUGGUCCCUAAGCCAAAGCAAAAGACCUAAGGACGACCUUUGAACAAUACAAAGGAUGGGUUUCAAUGUAAUUAGGCUACUGAGCGGAUCAGCUGUAGCACUGGUUAUAGCCCCCACUGUCUUACUGACAAUGCUUUCUUCUGCCGAACGAGGAUGCCCUAAGGGCUGUAGGUGUGAAGGCAAAAUGGUAUAUUGUGAAUCUCAGAAAUUACAGGAGAUACCCUCAAGUAUAUCUGCUGGUUGCUUAGGUUUGUCCCUUCGCUAUAACAGCCUUCAAAAACUUAAGUAUAAUCAAUUUAAAGGGCUCAACCAGCUCACCUGGCUAUACCUUGACCAUAACCAUAUCAGCAAUAUUGACGAAAAUGCUUUUAAUGGAAUACGCAGACUCAAAGAGCUGAUUCUUAGUUCCAAUAGAAUCUCCUAUUUUCUUAACAAUACCUUCAGACCUGUGACAAAUUUACGGAACUUGGAUCUGUCCUAUAAUCAGCUGCAUUCUCUGGGAUCUGAACAGUUUCGGGGCUUGCGGAAGCUGCUGAGUUUACAUUUACGGUCUAACUCCCUGAGAACCAUCCCUGUGAGAAUAUUCCAAGACUGCCGCAACCUGGAACUUUUGGACCUGGGAUAUAACCGGAUCCGAAGUUUAGCCAGGAAUGUCUUUGCUGGCAUGAUCAGACUCAAAGAACUUCACCUGGAGCACAAUCAAUUUUCCAAGCUCAACCUGGCCCUUUUUCCAAGGUUGGUCAGCCUUCAGAACCUUUACUUGCAGUGGAAUAAAAUCAGUGUCAUAGGACAGACCAUGUCCUGGACCUGGAGCUCCUUACAAAGGCUUGAUUUAUCAGGCAAUGAGAUCGAAGCUUUCAGUGGACCCAGUGUUUUCCAGUGUGUCCCGAAUCUGCAGCGCCUCAACCUGGAUUCCAACAAGCUCACAUUUAUUGGUCAAGAGAUUUUGGAUUCUUGGAUAUCCCUCAAUGACAUCAGUCUUGCUGGGAAUAUAUGGGAAUGCAGCAGAAAUAUUUGCUCCCUUGUAAACUGGCUGAAAAGUUUUAAAGGUCUAAGGGAGAAUACAAUUAUCUGUGCCAGUCCCAAAGAGCUGCAAGGAGUAAAUGUGAUCGAUGCAGUGAAGAACUACAGCAUCUGUGGCAAAAGUACUACAGAGAGGUUUGAUCUGGCCAGGGCUCUCCCAAAGCCGACGUUCAAGCCCAAGCUCCCCAGGCCGAAGCAUGAGAGCAAACCCCCUUUGCCCCCGACGGUGGGAGCCACAGAGCCCGGCCCAGAGACCGAUGCUGACGCCGAGCACAUCUCUUUCCAUAAAAUCAUCGCGGGGAGCGUGGCGCUUUUCCUGUCCGUGCUCGUCAUCCUGCUGGUUAUCUACGUGUCAUGGAAGCGGUACCCUGCGAGCAUGAAGCAGCUGCAGCAGCGCUCCCUCAUGCGAAGGCACAGGAAAAAGAAAAGACAGUCCCUAAAGCAAAUGACUCCCAGCACCCAGGAAUUUUAUGUAGAUUAUAAACCCACCAACACGGAGACCAGCGAGAUGCUGCUGAAUGGGACGGGACCCUGCACCUAUAACAAAUCGGGCUCCAGGGAGUGUGAGAUACCUUUAUCAAUGAAUGUGUCAACCUUUCUGGCAUAUGACCAGCCCACAAUAAGUUACUGUGGGGUGCAUCAUGAACUUCUCUCCCAUAAGUCCUUUGAAACGAAUGCACAGGAAGAUACGAUGGAAACACACCUAGAGACUGAGCUGGACCUGAGCACAAUCACAACAGCUGGCCGAAUCAGUGACCAUAAACAGCAGCUAGCUUAACUGAGAUCAUUGGUAGCCAGGGGUUGCUACCAAACUUUGUAACCUCAAGGACAAAAUGAGGAAGAUGUGUUCAUUGUGGACUCUAAAAACAAAACAAAACACAAAAUCCCCUGUUCAAAUAAACAAAAAAUCCAAGAUUGAUUCAUGAAAUAAAGAAGACAUGAAUUGUUUUAAGUCUACACUUUGUAAUUAGCUAAGUUGUGCAGUAUUUUUUGACUUAAACAGAGUAUGACCCUGAAAAAUAAAAGAAUCUUUUUUUUUCAAAACUCAUCCUACCUACCUGUAAAAACUGUACAAAGCUAAUGUAUUUUUCAUAUUGUAAAGUUUCAAUUGUAGAAACAACUGGUAUGUACAGUACCAUAAUUUAAUUACAUUUUACUUUAAAAACUUUACACAUUUCAGUUUCUAAAAUUUUAAAUUAACAAAAAUUAUUUCUUGUGUUAUUCAGAGUUACUCAGUUUUGUAAGGACUGUUUUGUUACUGCUUUUGUGCCCAGAAACCUUGACUCUAAAAUUCUGUGCUGUGCGAAACAUGCACGAUUUUUAUUAUGCUUACUGCGUAGAAUUUUAUCUACUUGUUCCAGAAAUAAUACAUUAACCAAAAAGGAUUUAAUUGUUCAGACUUGUAAGAGGUUCUUCAAUUACAUAGGCAGGUUUUUCUUAAAAAUGAAAAAAAAAUCAAAGAUUUUUUUAACAGUUCUCAGACUUAACUGUUGCCUUGAAUUACAGCCUAGUUUCUAAGCAGUGAAAUGUAAUGAUAAAGAGGGAUAUUUUAACAUAUUUCCGAAUGAAUGACUCAUUAUUUCAUUCUUUUGAGUAACCAUUGUUAAGGGUUGGGGGAAAGCAUGGACAAAACAUCACUGGAAACAAAGGCUGUAACCACAGCAACAGACUUUGUGAUACAGUUAAAAGGUGCAGCUGCCAGUGACAAAUAAAAACUUUUGUUACAUCUCAUUAUUUUCAGGCCAAGGUGGGAGUAUAGUGCAUAAUAAUUGUACAGUAGCAAUUUUUAUCCUAAUUAACCCAUAGCGGUUUACCUAAAA
Pan troglodytes (chimpanzee) is the source of this 3335-nucleotide messenger RNA. It is a transcript of the gene LRRTM3, whose product is annotated as leucine rich repeat transmembrane neuronal 3. The coding region runs from base 548 to 2293 and encodes 581 amino acids. The transcript is spliced from 3 exons. Gene Ontology annotation, cellular component: plasma membrane. The record is from RefSeq and is a predicted model, not a curated record. Gene Ontology annotation, molecular function: protein binding. Lineage: Eukaryota; Metazoa; Chordata; Mammalia; Primates; Hominidae.